Molecule: messenger RNA, 1908 nt
Organism: Solenopsis invicta (red fire ant)
Lineage: Eukaryota; Metazoa; Arthropoda; Insecta; Hymenoptera; Formicidae
Product: odorant receptor 10a-like
Exons: 4
Coding region: 553-1758 (401 amino acids)
Biological process (GO): sensory perception of smell; detection of chemical stimulus involved in sensory perception of smell
Cellular component (GO): plasma membrane
Molecular function (GO): olfactory receptor activity; odorant binding
Source: RefSeq, a predicted model, not a curated record
CGCGCAAAACGCACAAUCUUACAACUCGAUAAUCAUAAACAUAAUAUACAAUCCAAGAAAGAUUUGUUAUUAAAUUGUUUUCUAUUAAUAAUUUUUAAAGACCUGAAAGCGUCCUUAUAAAUUAUUAGCAAUUGUAUACAGCAAAACGUAAUUUCAUCACAUCACAAUUUUUCUGCGUAAAACUUUCCAUUUCAUUUUUUCUUCGACUCCAUUUAAAAUUAACGUACGAAUCUUUCCCCCAGUGAAAGCAACAGUUUCGUGAGAGCUAUUUGUAUAUUUUUUAUUUACGGCGAAAUAGAAUAUUUAAGCGGCUAUAAGUCUAGUAUUUCAGUUAUUAGUAGACGUCGUCGAGGACUAUGUUGUGUCACAUAUUAUUUGUAACCGUAUUAUUUGUACAAAUACGAAUAUAAACGGCAUCUGUUCUCCAAGAAACACGAAAGCCGAAGAUAUAAAUAAUAAAUUAGAAAAAAAUCCCGUUGGCCGGUUGCACCACAAAGGGGUUGCUUUAAGUAUUGCAGGUACUUGUACCUGUAACAAAUCGAAUAUCGAACGAUGCGGAGAAUGAAGUCAAACGUGAAGUGGAAUACGGAUACUACAAAUAUUUUGAAAUUUCACAAAAAUUUCCUCGGCAUAAUUGGACUCUGGGUAUUGAAUGACAAAAAUAUUUUUUCGAGGAUUCGAUGGUUCUUAUCGACAAUGGUGGAAAUGAGUACUUCAAUCACCAUGUCGAUAGAAAUGAUUCGACACUGUAAUGGUCACGAGGAUGCCAUGGAUGCCUUCCUAUUAAGCUCAUCGUCAUUAAUUAGCAUGGUAAAACUGCUCUUGCAUCGCGUAUAUUGGAGACAAAAAUUGAUUUUGGUGGAAUCGGUCAUUCACGAUUGGACUUACGUGAAAAAUUCUCACUCUCGCGAUAUCAUGCUAAAGUACGCGCGUAUAGGUAGGCUGGGAUCCUCGAUAUUCUUCUAUUUCGGUUGUGCCUCGGUCGUAUCCUUCGUCUCCAGUGUCGUGCUCGCCAACGUCGACUUGCCCUGGACAUCUGGAAAGCAGACUUUUAAUGAAACAUAUGAAAGAAAAUUGAUGUUGGCGGCCUAUUGCAUCUUUGGAAAGGAUACAUCUCUUUUCGCUUACUGUGCCAUUGAAGCUUUACAGUUUGUACAGAUCGUCGUUAACGGCAUUUCGCAGUGCGGAAACGACGGGUUCUUCUUCGAUCUCACGAUGCACAUGUGUGGCCAAUUUGCAAUUCUCCGAAUGAACUUCACUAAAUUGGGUUGCGAAGAUUUUUCUUACCGCAGCAAACUCAACAUCCUAUUGAAGAGACACUAUCAGCUCAUAUGUUUAUCGCAUUAUUUAGAGAGAGCAUUCACCAUGAUCAUCUUGGCACAAGUUUUAAUGAGUAUGAUUGUCAUAUGCGUCGAAGGUUUUCUUUUACUUCUCUCGCUUGAAAUGAACGAUGCUUUAACCGCUGCAAAACAUAGCGUCUUCAUUCUUUCACUGUGUAUGCAACUUUUUCUUUAUUGCUUUGCUGGACAAACUUUGGAAUUUCAAUCGAAAGAAUUGGCUUGUGCAAUUUAUGAAUCACCAUGGUACACUUUUGACGUAAGCAUGAUGAAGACUUUACCACUGAUCAUUCUUCGAACAGCUCAUCCUCAGCAGUUAACUGCAGGGAAAUUUGUAGCAAUAAAUUUCAUGACUUUUAAGGAAAUUUUAAAAGCUUCCGCUUCAUAUUUAUCUGUACUAAGGGUAAUGAUUAAAACAUGAGUAGAAACUUUUAGAGGAAAAGUAGUUCUUUUAAAUUAUUCUAACUCUAGAUAAUAUUUCUUAAAUAAAUGUAACCAAUUGACAAACAUUUAUUUGUAAAUGAUAACAAAUGAAAAUGUGUAAUUUGAUAGAACAAUAAAAUUAUAUUAA